UGGCUGGCCGGCUCCGGUGUCGUUGGCCGGGCCGCCCUGCGGGGGUGUAGGCCCCCUGCCCUCUCCCCGCCCCGGAGCCAGGAUGUGGUUCUUCUCCCGGGACCCGAUCCGCGACUUCCCCUUCGAGGCGCUCUCCCCGCCGGAGUCGCCGCCGCCGCUGCAGCAGCCCGGGGGCGUCUGGCAAUUGCACCGCGGCAGGAGGAAGGCCACGGGGGAACAAGUAUCCCUGUUCAUCCACGAUGUGAGACCCAACUUAGAAGAGCAGACCCAAGUUGCAAAGGCGGCAUUCAAACACCUCAAAACACUGCGGCACCCCAAUAUCCUGUCCUACAUCGACGGGUUAGAGACAGAGAAAUGUUUGCACGUGGUGACGGAGCCGGUGAUGCCUCUGCCAGCCUACCUGGAGUCAAGGGGCGACGGGAGAGGCUUGAACGAGCUGGAGAUCUCAUGGGGUCUCCAUCAGAUUGUGAAAGCUCUCAGCUUCCUGGUGAACGAUUGUCACCUCAUCCACAACAGCGUCUGUGCCGCCGCUGUUUUCGUGGACCGAGCCGGCGAGUGGAAGCUGGGCGGUUUGGACUACAUGUUUUCGGCUCAGGGGGACGUCGCUGUGCCACGGAAGGGCGUCCCCGAACUGGAGAAGUACGACCCUCCGGAAUUAGUGGACAGCAGCAAGAGCGUCGGAGAGAAAUGGUCAGCUGACAUGUGGCGUCUGGGGUGCCUCAUCUGGGAGGUCUUUAAUGGCCCCCUGCCCCGGCCGUCCUCCCUCCGGUCUCUUGGCAAGAUCCCCAAGUCCUUGGUCCCUCAUUACUGUGAGCUGGUUGGUGCCAAUCCCAAACUACGGCCCAAUCCUGCCAAGUUCCUGCAAAACUGCCGUGGGCCGGGGAGCUUCAUGGACAACAGCUUCGUGGAGACCAACCUCUUUUUGGAGGAGAUCCAGAUCAAGGAGCCCGCCGAGCGGCAGAACUUCUUCCAGGAGCUCAGCGCCAACCUGGACGCCUUCCCAGAGGACUUCUGCCGCCACAAAGUCCUCCCGCAGCUGCUGACGGCGUUUGAGUUCGGGAGCGCCGGCGCCGUCAUCCUCAUCCCCCUCUUCAAGGUGGGGAAGUUCUUGAAUACCCAGGAAUACCAGCAGAAAAUAAUUCCCGUCAUUGUGAAGAUGUUCUCUUCCCCGGACCGGGCCAUGAGGAUCCGGCUCCUGCAGCAGAUGGAGCACUUCAUCCAGUACCUGAACGAGCCGACAGUCAACAGCCAAAUCUUCCCCCACGUGGUGCACGGCUUCCUGGACACCAACCCGGCCAUCCGCGAGCAGACGGUAAAGUCCAUGCUUCUUCUCGCUCCCAAACUGAACGAGAACAACCUGAACGUCGAACUGAUGAAGCACUUCGCUCGCCUCCAGGCCCGGGACGACCAGGGCCCCAUCCGCUGUAACACCACCGUGUGCCUUGGGAAGAUAGGACCCUACCUCAGCGCCACCACGAGGCAAAGCGUCCUGAUCUCGGCCUUCAGCCGUGCCACGAAAGACCCCUUCCCUCCCUCUCGGGCUGCUGGCGUCCUGGGCUUCGCAGCCACACACAACUUCUACUCCAUGAAAGACUGUGCCUUCAAAAUCAUGCCCGUGUUGAGCACGUUGACCGUGGAUCCGGAGAAGACGGUCCGGGACCAGGCCUUCAAAGCCAUCCGGAGCUUCAUGACCAAACUAGAAACAGUUUCUGAAGAUCCGACUCAACUCUCUGAGCUUGAGAAGGAUGUUCAGGCAGCCUCGGCGAGCCCGGGGGCAGGGGCAGCAGCCACCUGGGCUGGCUGGGCGGUGACGGGGGUCUCGUCCCUCACGUCGAAGCUGAUCCGGACAAACGCCGGGGCGGCGCAAGCAACAGAACCUGCAGCCGAGGAGGUCCCGGCCAGCACGGCAUCAGAGACCCCCAAAUCAGGGGGUGCGCACGCCCUUGCCCCUGCCCCAGCUCCCCCCUCGUCGAGCCACUGGGAUCUGGAAGAAGACGUGGCAGAGGAGGAAAGCUUAGCCGAGCGGUGGGACGAUGAGGACUGGGGCAGUUUGGAGCAAGAAUCAGAGCAUCCGAGGAGGCAGGCCAGCCCAGAUGACUGGAACAGCCCAGGGUGGUCCGAUCCAGCGUCGGCAGCCAAGAAACCCGGAGGCAAAAUGGCCGCCGCCCCUCCGAGGCAGGACUCCGACUGGAGCACCUCUGCCUGGGACCUGGAGCCUUCCUGGAGCCACAAGAAGGGACCCAGACCCGCUGCGGAGGAAGGCUGGGGCAGCAGCGGCUGCGAAGGGGACUUCUCUGGCCCGGCCCAAAAGGCGGCCGCGGCCCCCCAAGACGGGACCAAGCUGGCGAGCGAAUACAACUGGGAGAGCGUCACUUCGCCGGAGAAGCCGGACCCGUUCUCCUCUCUCAUUGAGAAGCCGAGUGCAGAGAGGCAGAGGAACACGGAGGCGCUAGGAGAUUGGGGCCUGGAGGAAAACUGGGAGGCUCUGGAGUCCGACCAGGGGCCCAGCAAAGAGGAGCUGACACGGAACAAGCGCGAGGAGCGGAGGCAAGUGAUGGAGGCCCGGAGGGCGGAGAGGAAGGCAGCCAAGGGACCCAUGAAGCUGGGGGCCAGGAAGCUGGACUGACAGCCUUGUUUUUAUCUUUGGGGGCAUCCGGACGCCCUGGGGAGAGGGGGGGGGAGAGGGCAGGAGUGCUUCUUUUGGAGCGUCCAGGUAGGUUUUUGGGGAACGGGGAAGACCCUUUCGGCCACUCCGUCAUUCGCCUGUUUGGGGCAGCGUUAGCGUCACCGGCUACCCAUAUCUUAUCUUGCUCAGUCCAGGCCUUGCCAAGAAACUUCUCUGGUUCACAGGGCAAUCCCUGCCUCCUGUGAUGGGUAAGACUUGAAUUCCAGAUGCCCUCGUGGGAGUUGGGGUGGGGGGAGAGGGAAGGGGGGAGAGACAGUCUCUGUCUCUGUCUCUCUCUCCAUAGAAUAGUUAUUCUGUACAGCUGCAGGUUUCCAGUACAGUGUGUGUAUGUAAUUCUUGCCUGUUUUAAUGGGUUUAUGCGGAAGGAGACAAAUAAAUUAACUCUUUAAUGAAA
Molecule: messenger RNA, 3080 nt
Organism: Elgaria multicarinata webbii
Lineage: Eukaryota; Metazoa; Chordata; Lepidosauria; Squamata; Anguidae
Gene: SCYL1
Product: SCY1 like pseudokinase 1
Exons: 18
Coding region: 83-2626 (847 amino acids)
Biological process (GO): protein phosphorylation
Molecular function (GO): protein kinase activity; ATP binding
Source: RefSeq, a predicted model, not a curated record